UCUACUCUGCUCUCUGGUUCUCUGCAUCUUGUUCUUCUCCAGGAGGAGGGAACAGUAUGGAAACCAGAAACACCAACUGUUUCCAUUCCCUUUCAUUGCCUGGAGAUCUGAAGACGACCGUUUAUUCAGCUCUAUGAGGGCAUCUGAAACCAUGAAAGAUGGGACUUCGAAGAAAAGCAAGCUCUCAUGGUCCAAGUCCCUUGUAAGAUGGUUCAACAUCAAGAACAAAGCUGACGACUUCCAUUCAGAUUAUGUCAGUAGAGGAGGCGAUGAGGAAUGGCGGGUCAGCAUCACAGGGACAGAAGCUUACUCUGUCAAGCAAAGCAAAACAGAGAGAUUGUCCAGGAAGAAGUCCGAUCAAGUUCGACGAGGAAAGAUCGAUCUUGUUGCCGCUGAAGUCACCGAAACCCAGCACUACAGGAUCUUCGUUGCAACAUGGAAUGUAGGUGGGAACUCCCCAAAAGGUAGUCUGAAUCUUGAUGAUUGGCUCCAUGCCUCACCUGCUGCAGACAUAUACGUCCUGGGAUUUCAGGAAGUUGUUCCUCUCAAUGCGGGAAAUGUUUUGGGGGCAGAAGACAAUGCUCCUGCAAGGAAAUGGGUCGCUCUCAUUAGGAAGACCCUCGACGGUCUUCCCGGCAAUGGCAGCAGCAGCAGCUACCAGACACCCUCCCCUGUCCCCAACCCAAUCAUGGAGUUGGACGACGACUUCGAAGGCGCGACGACGUCGAGACACCAGCAUUUGCUCCACCGCCGCUCGUUCCAGUCCUUGAGCCGUAGUUUGAGGAUCGACGGGGACGUCUUGGCCCCGCAGCCCCGGUUAGAUCGCCGGCAUAGCAUCUGCGAGCGUGUCAUUUUCGCAAACAGGCCAAGUGAUUACGACCCCAGCUAUCGAUGGGGUGGCUCCGACGACGACGACGACAACAUCAGUGGAGAUUACUCCCCUAGCAUGGCAGCACACUACUCGCCCAUGUCGUAUGGCCACGCAGCUUCCUCAUCCAUGGAGGGGCGAGAUAGACCAGGACAUCCAAGGUAUUGUUUGGUGGCAAGCAAGCAGAUGGUGGGGAUAUUUCUCACUGUAUGGGUGAGAGGAGAUAUAAGAGAGAGCAUAAGGAACCUAAAGGUCUCCUGUGUUGGUAGAGGUUUGAUGGGUUAUCUUGGGAACAAGGGUUCGAUUUCGAUUAGCAUGUGUUUGCACCAAACAAGCUUCUGCUUCAUCUGCAGCCAUUUGACUUCUGGGCAGAAGGAUGGAGAUGAGCUGCGGAGGAACUCUGAUGUGAUGGAGAUCCUGAGAAAAACAAGGUUCCCUCCGGUUCAUGGUGACAGGUCACCUGAGACCAUCCUUCAGCAUGAUCGAAUAAUUUGGCUUGGAGAUCUAAAUUACCGCGUUGCUCUUUCGUAUCGCGCGGCCAAGGUACUUGUCGAAAUGCGUAACUGGAAAGCACUGCUGGAAAAAGACCAGCUUCGGAUAGAAAGGAGGUGUGGCCGCGUCUUCCGGGGAUGGAACGAAGGAAGAAUAUACUUCCCUCCCACAUACAAGUAUUCAAACAACUCGGACCGCUACGCUGGAGAUGACAUGAACCUCAAAGAGAAGCGUCGAACGCCUGCAUGGUGCGAUCGCAUCUUAUGGUAUGGAAGAGGCCUCAACCAGCUCUCCUACGUUCGUGGCGAGUCCAGGUUCUCUGAUCAUAGACCUGUUUCUAGCAUUUUUACAGCAGAAGUCGAGUCGAUUAAUCACCGCCGAAUACAGAACAUGGAUUGCGCUGGCUCUCAAGUAGACAUCGAAGAGCUUUUGCCCUUCUCAAAUGGUUACACAGAUCUCGGUUUCUUUUAAAGAUUGCAAGCGGUCAGAUGCUCUAAGCUCUAUCCAUCCAGAGUUCCUAGAGAACAAUCUCUGCAAUCAAACCAAGUUCAUAGACGUAUUUGCUUGUGGAAGACUGAUAGGAAACCUGGAUCACUGAAUCAAAAGUCAGCAACAUUUUGCUGUGGUCUUCUGACUGAUGGAAGAAGAGACUUCCCGUGAAGACUAAUCGAAGGCAAAGAUGGAUACUCUUUUGACAACUUAUGUUUGAACUGUAUAGUAUCAAUACGUC
Musa acuminata AAA Group (dessert banana) is the source of this 2090-nucleotide messenger RNA. RefSeq names its product type IV inositol polyphosphate 5-phosphatase 7-like. The record is from RefSeq and is a predicted model, not a curated record. Gene Ontology annotation, molecular function: phosphatidylinositol-4,5-bisphosphate 5-phosphatase activity; inositol-polyphosphate 5-phosphatase activity; phosphatidylinositol-3,4,5-trisphosphate 5-phosphatase activity. Lineage: Eukaryota; Viridiplantae; Streptophyta; Magnoliopsida; Zingiberales; Musaceae. The coding region runs from base 134 to 1831 and encodes 565 amino acids. Gene Ontology annotation, biological process: phosphatidylinositol dephosphorylation. The transcript has 13 exons.